Molecule: messenger RNA, 788 nt
Organism: Pollicipes pollicipes
Lineage: Eukaryota; Metazoa; Arthropoda; Thecostraca; Pollicipedomorpha; Pollicipedidae
Product: peptidyl-prolyl cis-trans isomerase
Biological process (GO): protein peptidyl-prolyl isomerization; protein folding
Cellular component (GO): cytoplasm
Molecular function (GO): peptidyl-prolyl cis-trans isomerase activity; cyclosporin A binding
Source: RefSeq, a predicted model, not a curated record
CGUCUUUGACUCAUUCCGCCAUAAUGCUGUCCGCGGUCUUAUUCCGGACGUUGCCGGGUCGAGCAGUAUCAUCCCAUCUGCUUGCGCUGAGACCUUGUGCGGUGACGCGCGUUGCCACUCAGUUGUAUUGCAAAAUGGGUCUCCCACAGGUCUUCUUUGACAUGUCUGCCGAUGGCAAGCCCCUGGGCCGGAUCGUCAUGGAGCUCCGUUCAGACGUGGUGCCCAAGACGGCCGAGAACUUCCGCGCUCUCUGCACCAGCGAGAAGGGCUUCGGCUUCAAGGGCUGCUCCUUCCACAGGGUCAUCCCCAACUUCAUGUGUCAGGGCGGCGACUUCACCAAACACAACGGCACCGGCGGCAAGUCUAUCUACGGCAACAAGUUCGAGGACGAGAACUUCAUCCUGAAGCACACCGGACCGGGCAUCCUCUCCAUGGCCAACGCCGGCACCCAAAACGGCAAGCCGACGAAAAAGAUCAUGAUCGACAACUGUGGCCAGAUCUGAGCCGCCAGCGACCUGGCCGUGGCCCCGGGUCACCGGAAGCGUGACCCCGGCCUGACCCCGGGUCACCGGUGACCGUGACCUGAGGUGACCUGCGGCCGCGCCUGCCGUCCCAGUUGUAUGGGUCGCGGACCCUGGCAUUCCCUUUCACGAUGUUCGGUGUGCGAGCUACUCUCCCUUUAUCUCCCGCGGCGCGUUGGCCCGCGCGAAGAUUGGUGUCAAUAAACGGCUCUGAGGUGACCCGACCCCGCUUCGCUGGGUUGUCGCAGUUCAGUGUGCUGGAGUCUU